AUGUCUGCGUCAACCUCACUCCCAUCUUCAAUCAAAAUCGUUGAUACGAUGCUCUACCUAAUCUCCUUCCUCGAUGACCUCACCUCCGCGCUCACAAUCCCAACCUGCACAUCCACUCUGUAUCUCUCUAUAAGCCCCCGAAACAUCACCACCCCUUCCAUUCUCAUAAUUCAUUGGAUACCACCCCAUCUCCACGGAGCCGCUCAAAACAACCCAACCUACCUCCUCGAUCUCUUAGCUCUCUCAGCCAAAACCCUCGUCAAUACUCACUCCUCAGAGCGAUCACUAACCAUAAUGCAAUUCACGCAUGCACCCUCUCCAGGUCAAGCUUUCGAAGCCGACAUACCUGAAUACAUUUCCCUCAGAACUCUCUUUGAAUCUCCGCAUAUCCCCAAAGUCGUCUUCGAUGUCCGCGAUAUUUCGCAUUUUCUGAACACUGAAUGCCACAUUUCGUUGGCCGGAGUCAAGGAUCUUCAACUUAUGGAACUAGCUGUGCGCAACGUGGGUAAAGACAACUUGGGAGAUCUAGCCAAAUGCGUUGAGCUGCAUAGUCCUCUUUCCUCUGCCCUAAAAAAGGAAUGGGAAGUCAAGCGAGUAGCUCUACUAACAAUUGAAAGCCAGCCAUGCGAGCAACGUCCUAUGAGACAAGAUACCAUGCAACAUUACGCUGGAGAAGUAAAUAUGCUUCCUGGAAUAUACAGAGUUUUUUGCACGAAACUUCGUCCAGAGAAACUGUCGUUUUGGAGAAAUGAGAUAGAAACUGCGACGAAGAAUCGAAUCGAGGCAUCGCAAAGUCCUAUUUAUAAUAUUGUUGAAAAGAAUAGGGCAUGGAGUUCCUGGACUGAAGAAUAUUUAGAGGUGGCCAGUGAAUCCUGGAAUAGAGAUAUGUUUAAUCGGGCAGGAGGAUCAGAAGAAGCGGAGGCAGACCGGUUCGAAGAGGUAUUGGAGAUAAUGCGUGAGGGGAGAGUCCUGGAUGAAAUGGAGUUUGCCAAUAAGAGGAGAAGUGGGUAG
This is a messenger RNA of Botrytis sinoallii, 1011 nucleotides long. RefSeq lists its product as uncharacterized. Bases 1 to 1011 code for a protein of 336 amino acids. The record is from RefSeq and is a predicted model, not a curated record. Gene Ontology annotation, molecular function: nucleic acid binding. NCBI's taxonomy places the organism in Eukaryota, Fungi, Ascomycota, Leotiomycetes, Helotiales, Sclerotiniaceae. The transcript has a single exon.